AUGGCAAAUCCACUCUCAGAUCAACACAUGCUUUUGCGUCAUUGCUUGUUGUUGUGUUUGAUAGGAAGUUUGAUGAUUAUCAGUGGCAAUUGUUUGGCAAUUCAACCAUACUCACCUAAAUCAAAAAUUAUUGCUGGAAUAUUACCUGCUGGUAAUAUAUCAAGUUCCGACACCAAUAUAUUUCCAGAUUCCUCUCUGUUUAUGGAUGGUGAGGCUGGAAUUUUGGUAUUUGGUAAUGGAUGGGGAACUGACUCUGAUGCCACAAUUACUGACCCUUUAAAGGUAGUAAUCUCAGAUGAUAUCACCUCUGUGGAAAUAGACAAAAGCACGGGAGAUAUUUAUAUUGGAGAAAUUACAUGUAUAAGAAAAAUUGACGCUAAAACAGGUAGAGUAAGCAUUUAUGCUGGUAACUGCAGAGUUUCAAGUAGUUUUUUUGAUGUUGCAUUGUCUAACUCAUUAUUCGAACAGAUUCAUUCGUUACAAUUUUGUAAUGGAGAAUUGUACUUAACUACAAAGAAUAGGUUGCAGAAAAUAUUCAAUAAUAACGGUCAAAUGUGGUUAACCACUUUAAAAUUUGGAUCUUCUAUGAACUGGUUAGAAUGUUUUAAUGGUUCCUUAAUUGUUGAUUUUAAAUUCAACGGAUUAUCUGGAAAACCUAAUAUUGCAUAUGCAGCAGUUGAUGAAACUAAGGGUGAUAUUUAUUUUGCGGACAAUAAGCUCUGUAACAUACAAAAGUUGUCUGGGGGAAAUUUUUCCACAACUAUUGAUUGCAAGAAAGAAGUGGAUAUCCAAACUCUUCCACUCUCAAUUUAUGCCGCUGAUUCAUCUUUCGAUGACACUGGUUUGUAUAUAGCUGAUAGAAGGAGUAUCAAAUUCCUUAAUUAUUCAACAAAUGCUCUCAGUUUUGUUGGUGGUUAUCCAGAAGCUUCCACCGAUAUUUGCUUCUCAAACAUUAGGUCUAUUCAUAGUACUGAUAAGGGAAUAUUUAUAGUAUUAACACUUGUUUUUAAAACAAAGUCUUACGGUCCUAUUAAGCUUGAAUUAUUCGAAGAUGAACUUUACUUUUUAUUGCCAAGUUGGUAUACUCAAAGAUUGGGUAAAAUUACACUGAAUGGUUUAAUUUUUUUCUUUGAUAUUCCACAACCGACUGUUGACACCUUCAGUAUGAAUGAUGGUAAAAUUUAUUACAGCUACGGUGGUAGUCUUUAUGUGUAUGACUUGUAUACUGGAAGUUUAACAUUAUCAAUUUCUAAUUUUAAUCAAGAAAUUUUUUACAUUGAGAAUGAACAAAUGUUUUAUUUUGAUUAUGAAAAUGAAGGAAGUUAUGCAAUCAAGGAAUAUUCAUUGGACACAAAAAUAACUAGAUAUUGGGACAAUAACUUUAAUUUCGAGAAAGAUACUUUACUUUUUAGCUAUGUUUCUACUUUGGAUUUCUAUGUGAUAGUAGAGUUUAAUCAAGUAAGAAAAAUAGUUAAGGAAAUGAAUUCUUGUUAUGGAAUUCUGUCAUCUGAUCCAAGUGUUUGUAAUGGAAGAGGCCGUUGUGUUGAAACUGACACAUGUCAAUGUUUCUCUGACUCUAAAGUUAAAAUAUCAGGAUUGUCUUGUGAGCAAUUGCUUUGCAAAAGCAUUUAUAAUGGUGUAGAGUACUUUUUAGACAGUAAUGACCCAAGAGUAUGUUCUAAAAACGGAAAAUGUACUUUUAACUCAACCAAUCCAGAAGGUUGCUCUUGUAAAUCUGGAUACUUUGGAGAAAGUUGUGAGAAAUUUGGCUGUUUUUCAAUACCAAAGAAUGAUGCAAAUGUUUGCUCAGGGAAAGGAAAGUGUGUAGACAUGGAUACGUGUCAGUGUUUAGAUGAUUCAAAUGGUCAUUAUUAUGGCCCAAGUUGUAGUUCCUGCCAUCCAGGUUAUUCUGGAAUUCAUUGCACUGAAAAAGCUUGUUCUGCUUCCACUUGUGUGAAUGGUGUAUGUGGAGGUGAUAACCAAUGUACUUGUUCUGGUAAUUUUACAGGAAUUAUUUGUGAUAAUUGUAUAAUUGAUCAUUAUGGAUCUGAUUGUAAAGUCUUAUGUAAUGAAAAGUCUACAUGUCUUGGUCAUGGAGCAUGUGAUUCCACAGGCACUUGUGUGUGUUAUGCAGAUAGAGAACAGGGAUAUUGGAAUGGUCCUAAUUGUGAUUCUUGUUUGAAAGGGUAUUUUGGAAGUGAAUGUUCAACCUAUUUCUCUUCAUUCAAUUCUUCAUCAACAUCAAAUAUUAUUGGUCAAAUAUCAAAAUAUUUUGAUGGAAUAUUGUUCAAGUUGUUUGGACCUUCAUCUUAUUCAAUGAAUUCAGUAAUGUGUUCUUUAUUGAUUCAUUCCCACGAUCUGGCCUUACUAGGUUCUGAACCAAAAUGUUAUUGGACUGACAAGGAGACUGGAAAUUUCAAAAUUGAAUUUGAUAAUGACUUCAUUUUUGAUAUUUCUCAAACAAAAAGUAUUAGAUUGAACACUAACGUAUUUUCAAAAUCCAAGGAAGCUGAUUUUAUUGGAUUGUCAUUAAUUUUGUCAGAGGAAAUGCAGCUACCAAUUUCUGUUAUCCAAACUACAAAGAAACUCUAUUCAACUUCUGAAAAUGUUCAUAUCAGUGGUGCAAAUAGUUUUUCAGGAGACAAGAAAGGAUUAGAAUAUUAUUGGGAUGUUAGUGGAAAUAUUAGUAGUAAUUUAUUGCAGUCCAUCAGACUGAUUCGAGAUCCAAUACUUAAAAUUGAUAAGGGAAAAUUAACUAGUGGUUUUUAUACCAUAAAUUUGAUUGUAAAAAGCCAAGUAAGCAAAUUAGUUAGCUCCCAGUCCUCAGAAAAUAUUGAAAUACAAAAUGUUGAAUUUCCCUCAGUUGUUAUUUCAGGAAAAAAGGAAUUGGUUAUGCUCUCAACUGAAAAGUCAGUUAUUAUUAAAAAGACAACAAGUCUUCCUUCUUUAUUGAAAGAUAAGGAAAUGAAGGUUGAGUGGCAACUUGUUGCAGGACCGACAAUCAAAUUUGAGAAGGAUUCGUACAAUAAUUUACUGAUCCCACAAUUUUCAACUGGAAAACGUGUCUAUAGCUUCAAAGUUUCAAUUUAUUCUGUUGAAAAUCCUUCAUUAACCUCAAGUGAUACUGUAAUAAUUAAUACUGAACAACCAUCCCUCACACUUUCACUUAUACUAACAAAGAACUCAAAUGCUUCUCAAUCUUGUCUACAAAUUAAUUUUCAAGAUCCUGAGAAUAAUACAGAUGAAAUAGAAGUUUGGAGUUGGACCUGUAUUGAUUCAGAAACAUUUGGUUAUUGUGGAGAUUUCAUAGUUGAGAAAAUGUAUCAAUACGCAAAAGACCGUUCUAGUAUUGUUGUGGUGGCAAAAGAGGAUUUCUCAAAUCAAUUAAUUAAUCCAACAUUCACACUUACAAUUACAAAAGGAAAAAGAUUUGUUUCCAGUUCCAUCACUUUGAAAAUUUCUCAUCCGCCUCCAAUUGUUAAUGUUAUUGAUAUUUCACCUAAAUUGAAAACAAAAAUUAAUGACAAUGACAAGAUAUCCAUAGAGAUUAAACAUCCUGACCAAGAUCCAGCAGAUUCAACUCUGUCAGUGAAAACUCAAUGGAAAAUUGAUGGCACAAUUGUUUCUGAAUGUGAAACCUCAAAAGUUUCUAAUGAAAUUCAAACAAUAUCCUCCACAAUUUCUUCUCCAUAUAGCAACAUCAAGAUUGUUAACAAGAAUCAACAAAGUUCUAUCAUUGUUGACUCAAAAGAAUUAGAGUAUGGAAUGAAACAUUCAAUUCAACUCAAAGUUUCGUUUGUAAAUAAGAACCAUGAUGAAAUUGCAGCCUCAGAAGUGUUCAACAAUUUUGUAAAAUCCCAACCCCCAAAGAAGUGUCCUUGUAAAAUCUCUCCUUCUACUGGUAUUUCAAUGAAGACUGACUUUUCAUUCAGUUGUGAUAAUUGUCAAAACGAAGACAACACAAUUGAAAUCAAACAAGGAUACAUUGAUAGGGAAACUGGAAUUAAAGUUUCUGUUCCACUGUCACAAGAUUCCACAAUGAAAAUACCUUCCAUUCCAUCCUCUUUGAAUGAUGAAACUGUUACUUUAUUCAUUGAAUUGAUUGACACCAAUACAGGUGAAUCAAGACUUAUGAAGUCUAUCGUUACCGUUAGACCAGAUACUGUUUCAAGUUUAUCUGAAAUAAUGGAGCAAGUCUCGAAUCAAACAAACCUUAUUUCCGCCUUUGUAAAGGAUGGUGAUACAAGUAGGAGCGUUUCUCAAACAAUCAACACUGUUAUUUCAACCACUCAACUGCUCCAAAGUCUGCCAUCAACUUCUAAGGAUUCAUCAAUUAUCAGCUCAAUUCAAUCCAAGUUACUAGAUACCUUGGCUAGUUCAGUUCAAACUGCUGGUAAGGAUUCUGCUCCAGAAUCAUCAGCAAUCACAAUUUUAGCUGUGAAUGCAAUGAUUAAAAGUGAGAAUAUAAUGGAAACUCCAGUCAUUAGAAAAUCAAUUACAGUUCUUAACAAUGUUAUACAAUUGACAAUUAAGAGUAAGGUAGAUAUAUUCUCUCAGUCAUUCAAACCACUGAUGAAUACUAUUGGUACUCUUAGCACACAAGUUUCAAAGAUGAAAUUGUUGAGAGAUCAAUUCGAACACUACGAGUCCAUAGCAAUAAUUGCUAAAGAUUAUGUUCUUUCCUUCGUUCAAGUCCAAUCAGUGUCUGUUGAUCCAGCUGCUCUGCAACAAGAGGUUGCUAAUGUAAAGGCAGACAAGGUUUAUUUAACAGAUUUUUCUUCAUCUAUUGUGACCUCUCCUCCAACCAAAGAAAGAGUUAUUUCUUAUCAAGCUUAUGUCAAAAUACCAUCGAUUGAGUUUACUGAAAUUAAUGAGUAUGCAGAGUUGACAUAUUGUAUUGUGAUGAAAGAUCAUGUUCCCACAAUUUUCACACAAAUAAUUGAACAAGAUUUGAAUAUCUCAUCCUUAAUAGUAGUAUCACCACAGAGUGUCAGCUUUUCACUUUCUUCCCCUAAAUUGCUAACCGCUGAUUUACCUAACAAGAUUGCUGUUAAUGUUCACAUCAACGACGAGGAAUUCAUCUCAAGUGAGGACUCAUUAUAUUCUUGUAUUAUUAUUCAACCAGAUUUAGAGUAUGAUACAAGUAUGUGUACAGUCUUUGGGCGUGAUAGUGCUACCAAUUCAAUAACUUGCAAUUGUAACUUUGAAUCAUGGAAAAUAGAAAAUCUCAUUGUUAUUAAGGAUUUGAAAAAAUCUCGUUCACCACCCAAAUCCUCGAAACUUCAGAAUAAUAGUAGUAUCAUUAUUAUUAUUCUUUCUGUUGUUAUCCCUAGUGGAUCAUUGAUUAUUAUAUUAUCUGGUGUUGUUGCAUUGUUAUGUUGUGUUUAUUGUGUUAAGAAAAGAAAACCAAAGAUUAAUCCAUACAAUGAAAGCAAUGGCUUGCAUUCGCAUAAUAUCAAACAGCCCUCCAAAAUUAUGGAUAGCUCUUUAAUAUCUAUCCACCAAUCAGACUCGUCAAUGUCAUUACUCUAA
Naegleria gruberi is the source of this 5532-nucleotide messenger RNA. RefSeq lists its product as uncharacterized. Bases 1 to 5532 code for a protein of 1843 amino acids. Lineage: Eukaryota; Heterolobosea; Eutetramitea; Acrasida; Naegleriidae. The transcript is spliced from 6 exons. The record is from RefSeq and is a predicted model, not a curated record.